AUGUCUUGUCGUGAACUCCUUCCCCCCUGGCUGGUGAUCGUAGCGGGACUGACGGGCAUCAUGCUCCUUUGUGUCUCCACUAAAGAUGUGCCCAUCACCCCUCCCAGGACCAAGUACGGCAUUGUUCUGGAUGCUGGCCCAUCCCACACCAUCCUGUUCAUCUACCAGUGGACCACCACCAAGGCAAACAAGACCGGGGUGAUCAGGGAAUGUAGUUCCUGUUCUGUACAAGGUCCGGGAGUCUCCAGCUACUCAGAUUCUCCUCAGAAAGUAGGGAAGAGCUUGGAGCCAUGUUUGAACUGGGCCCAGAAAGAGAUCCCAGCAGAGCAGCACAGCCAAACCCCCCUCUACCUGGGAGCAACCGCCAGCAUGAGGCAGCUGAACCUCACCCAUCCCACCCUCUCUGGCGGUCUCCUUGCAGCCCUGACUGUGGCCCUGAAGUCAUCCCCCUUUGACUUUCAGGGAGCACAAAUCCUGUCCAGUCCAGACGAGGAAGCAUUCAAUUGGGUUGCUGUUAAUUAUGUCCUGGAGAACUUCUUCAAGUACGACUGGCGAGGGCAGUUGGUCCCCUCCAGGAAGGGGAUGGCAGGAGUCCUAUCUGUGGGAGGAACCUCAGCACAGCUCACUUCCAAGGUGGAAGAAGGGAACCAGGCACCAAAAGAGGGAGUGAGGCUGCAGCUGUAUGGACAGACGCACAACGUGUACACUCAUCACUGCCCCUGCCACGGCACAGACCAGCUCCGCAGCAGGCUGCUGUCUAUGCUCAUUCAAGAUCAGAGAAGUGCUAAAACUGUGUCUAAUCCCUGCUGGCCCCUCACCUACUCCCGGGAAGUGCGGUGGCAAUCAGUGCAUGCUGGGCCUUGUGCUGUCAGUGAUGACACAUCAGACAUCCCCGGCCCUGAGGAGGUCUUCAACAUCACUGGCUCCAGCAAUCCCACCACCUGCAUGAGACUUGUGCAAAGUCUGCUCAACUAUUCCUCUUCCUGCAGCUUCUUCAAGCAUUCCCUCAGCAGUAUUUUCAAGCCCCUCCGGACCAGGUUUCUGGUGAUUUCUGAGGCCAUGGACUUCAUGAGAGAAACUGUACCCUCUCCCGACUUGGGUCAGGCAGUCAACAGGCUUUGUGGGAUGUCCGUCAAAGAGCUGGUCAAGGAGUCCCAAACAAGCCUGGAUACACUUGCUGAUUACUGCAUUGUGUCUGCCUUCAUCUUUCAUCUCAGUACAAAGGGAUACACGUUUGACUUUGACAGGUCUGUCUGGACUGCAUUCCAGAAGAAGAUGGGCAAUACAUCAUCUGGCUGGACUCUUGGCUACCUGCUGAGUCUGACCAACACCAUCCCCCAGGACAGCCCAAGCUUCCUCAAGGGGAUUGAACCAGGGGUCUGGUCUUUGCUCCUUAUCCUCUUUGUCGUGCUGCUCACUGGCUCUUUCAUGCGCAUCUCAUACCGAGUGAUGGUCAAGGAAAACAGCUUCAGUAACAGGAACAGCAGUGUUUUUGAUGACUACUGA
Molecule: messenger RNA, 1506 nt
Organism: Aptenodytes forsteri (emperor penguin)
Lineage: Eukaryota; Metazoa; Chordata; Aves; Sphenisciformes; Spheniscidae
Product: ectonucleoside triphosphate diphosphohydrolase 2
Exons: 9
Coding region: 1-1506 (501 amino acids)
Biological process (GO): nucleoside diphosphate catabolic process
Cellular component (GO): plasma membrane
Molecular function (GO): UDP phosphatase activity; GDP phosphatase activity
Source: RefSeq, a predicted model, not a curated record